Nerophis ophidion (straightnose pipefish) is the source of this 2142-nucleotide messenger RNA. RefSeq names its product POU class 3 homeobox 3b (gene pou3f3b). Gene Ontology annotation, molecular function: RNA polymerase II cis-regulatory region sequence-specific DNA binding; DNA-binding transcription factor activity, RNA polymerase II-specific. Lineage: Eukaryota; Metazoa; Chordata; Actinopteri; Syngnathiformes; Syngnathidae. Gene Ontology annotation, cellular component: nucleus. Gene Ontology annotation, biological process: brain development; regulation of transcription by RNA polymerase II. Bases 49 to 1368 code for a protein of 439 amino acids. The record is from RefSeq and is a predicted model, not a curated record. The transcript is spliced from 2 exons.
GGGGGGUGGGGGGGGUUCACCACAAACAUAUUCAUAAGGCUUGAAGGAAUGGCCACCGCGGCGUCCAAUCCUUAUCUGGCCAGCAAUAGCAUCCUAUCGUCCGGCUCCAUCGUGCACUCGGACUCGGGAGGCGGCGGCAUGCAGCCGGGCAGCGCUGCUGUCACCUCGGGCUCGGGGGGCUACCGAGGCGACCCCUCCAUCAAGAUGGUGCAGAGUGACUUUAUGCAAGGCGCCAUGGCGGCCAGCAACGGGGGGCACAUGCUGAGCCAUGCCCACCAGUGGGUGACCUCGCUCCCGCACGCCGCCGCCGCCGCCGCCGCAGCCGCCGUAGCCGCGGCCGAAGCCAACUCGCCCUGGUCGUCGAGCCCGGUCGGCAUGAGCGCCAGCCCGCAGCAGCAGGAGGUGAAGAACGCCGCCAGGGACGACCUCCACACGGGCACGGCGCUGCACCACCGGGCGCCGCACCUAGCGCACCAGACUCACACUUGGGGCAGCACCGCGGCGGCGCAUAUUAACUCCAUUUCCGGCGGGCAGCAGCAGCAGCAGCAGCAGCAGUCGCUCCUCUACUCCCAGCCGGGGUUCACCGUCAACGGCAUGCUCAGCCCCGGGAGUCAAAGCCUGGUGCACCCGAGCCUGGUGCGCAACGACGCCGCGGACCUGGACCACGGCAGCCACCACCACCACCAGCAGCACCACCAGCACCACUCGCACCACCAGCACCACGGCGGCGUGAGCAGCAGCAGCCACGACCCGCACUCGGACGACGACACGCCGACCUCGGACGACCUGGAGCAGUUCGCCAAGCAGUUCAAGCAGCGGCGGAUCAAACUGGGCUUUACGCAGGCGGACGUGGGCCUGGCGCUGGGCACGCUGUACGGCAACGUCUUCUCCCAGACCACCAUCUGCAGGUUCGAGGCUCUGCAGCUCAGCUUCAAGAACAUGUGCAAGCUGAAGCCGCUGCUGAACAAGUGGCUGGAGGAGGCCGACUCCACCACCGGCAGCCCCACCAGCAUCGACAAGAUCGCCGCGCAGGGCCGCAAGCGCAAAAAGCGCACGUCCAUCGAGGUGAGCGUCAAGGGCGCGCUGGAGAGCCACUUUCUCAAGUGUCCCAAGCCCUCCGCCCAGGAGAUCAGCGGCCUGGCGGACAACCUGCAGCUGGAGAAGGAGGUGGUGCGGGUGUGGUUUUGCAAUAGGAGGCAGAAGGAGAAGCGGAUGACGCCGCCAGGAGUGGCGCAGACGCCGGAGGAUGUGUACUCUCAGGUCGGCAAUGGGCAUUUUUUAGUAGAUUACUUAAAAGAUGCAAGUGAGGCCAGCGACCAGAGGGUGACAACCACAAGUUCAUUCCACCAGGUAAUUUUGGCGCAUUGAGAACACACCAAGAGACCCCCCCAGCACCACCAAGUGUUAUUAUUAUUAUUAUUAUUAUUAUUAUUAUUACUAUUAUUAUUAUUAUUAUUAUCAUUACUGCCAUGCCCCUCUCUUUCCUACCCUGCAAAACAACCGUGUGUGUGUUCAAUUGACACAAAAGGCCAAGCUUUUAUUUUUGUUAAUUUUUUUUAAUGCAUUUAAACAAACAAAAUGCAAAACAACAACUCUUCCUUUUUGGUUUUCUCAUCCACAAGCGAAGGAUCAGGGAUUUUUUUCUCUCUCUCCAAAAACGAACAAAAAGACUGAAAAAUUCCCUUCAGAUCUCAAAGAUCUCACCCCCCUCAACCUCAACCCCCAUGGCUUUUAUUUUUGUAUUAUUUAAAGGACGUCGUGAUGGAUUUUUCGUCUCCAUUUUUUUUUUUUUUUUGGGGGGGGGUUAUUCCAACAAAAGACAUUUUUUGGAAAAAAGACUUCAUGAAGCUGCACUUAUUUGCGAAAGGGAAGAAAACAAAACGUGUGUUGCCAGGUGUGACUGAGUAUGGACGUACUAUUAAUAAUAAUAAUAAUAAUAAUAAUAAUAAUGCUGCCCUUUCUACGCAGUGUUCUUUGCUAGGUUUUAAUAAACACAACUCUGUAAAAAAAAAAAAAAAAAAAAAAAAAAUCGGCAAUAUAGAUCACUAGAUCCGAAUUAUUGUCUUUAUAUUUUUCAUCAGGAUGAUUUCUUUGGAUAUUUUAUGUGGAAUAGAUUAUUCCAAAACGGUAAUUUAUUUGUCU